AUGGGCCGAACACUUCAUAAUAUAUCCUUUAACAUCACUGGCUCCUACCUUUAUAGUAACAUUGGUACCAUUGCCCUGAGUUCGUUAGAAACCCCAAAUACUACAUCCACGGUCGCAACACCUCAGUCACCUCGAUAUAAGUAUACGGCACUCAGUUCGGAUAACAUAUGGAUAACAUUUAACUCGAAGAACUUACUGUGGCUUCCGCAAGAGUAUCGUCCUUCUUCCUCCGCUGUGUUAGGUAAUACGCUUGGUAUUGGUGUAGGAUCUGGAAAGGUAUGGCUAUGUACUGUCGAUUUUCACAAACCCUAA
Messenger RNA from Aaosphaeria arxii CBS 175.79, 312 nucleotides. RefSeq lists its product as uncharacterized. The record is from RefSeq and is a predicted model, not a curated record. The transcript has a single exon. Lineage: Eukaryota; Fungi; Ascomycota; Dothideomycetes; Pleosporales. Bases 1 to 312 code for a protein of 103 amino acids.